UAUGCUGUGGAUCCGUCCCUGAAGCACAAUGCUUCUUCUUCUUGUGGAUUUGCUUGGUCUGGGUGAAUGGAUGGAACGAAUCUCUCUGUGGAGCAUGGAUAUGUGGGAGCAUAGGUGGAGAAGUAGCAAGAGGAAAUGAAGGCAGCUACGUGGGGAAACAUUUCCGCAUGGGAUUUAUGACAAUGCCUGCUCCUCAGGACAGAUUGCCACACCCCUGCUCCAGUGGCUUCACUGUCAGAUCYCAGUCUCUCCACUCCGUUGGAGGGACCGAUGAUGAAAGCAGCAGCUCUCGAAAGCAGCCGCCUCCAAAGCCGAAGMGAGACCCCAACACCAAACUGAGCACCUCAUCUGAAACAGUCAACACUGGAACAACAAGUAAAAGUGGGAAACUACCAGACAGGACUGAAGUGUCAGCCAAACCAAGACCUCACAGUGAUGAGUACACAAAGAAGAUUCCACCUCCUAAGCCGAAACGGAACCCAAACACUCAGCUAAGCACAUCCUUUGAUGAAACAUAUAUCAAAAAGCAUGGCCCUAUGAAGACAACACUCACUAGGGAUGCCUCGCUAUCGCAGGUCAGCAGUCCUGCUCCAGACACAGAGGAAGAAGAGCCUGUUUAUAUUGAAAUGGUUGGGAAUAUUCUCAGAGACUUCAAAAAAGAUGAGGAUGACCAAAGCGAAGCAGUCUAUGAGGAGAUGAAAUACCCUAUAUUUGAUGACGUAGGCCAAGAUUCAAAGUGUCAAUGUGAAUAUGACCAUCACACUUGUUCUUCUCAGUGUGCUACUCCCACAGUGCCUGACCUAGAUUUCACCAAGUCUUCAGUGCCAUCUACUCCCAAGGGCUUGCUUUGUGAUAUACCCCCGCCAUUUCCAAACCUGCUUUCUCACAGACCUCCACUGCUGGUCUUCCCACCAGCACCAGUGCAGUGCUCCCCGAAUUCUGACGAGUCUCCUCUCACUCCACUAGAGGUCACAAAGCUUCCCGUUUUAGAAAAUGUGUCUUACAUCAAACAGCAAGCUGGAGCUUCUCCAUCUUCCCUGCCUCCUCAUACCCCAGGCCAUCAAAAACUGGAGAAAGACCAGACAGUAUCUCAUGGAACUAGCACYCCUGGGCACACCUCCUCACCUCCUCAUCCUUCUACCUUGUACAGAACGCAGUCUCCACAUGGGUAUCCUAAAAGUCACUCUGCCUCACCUUCUCCCGUCAGUAUGGGUAGGUCUCUUACCCCCUUAAGCCUCAAAAGACCUCCACCUUAUGACUCUGUACAUUCAGGAAGUCUCUCAAGAAGCUCUCCAUCAGUGCCUCAUUCUACAGCCAGAAACACAUUGCAAGAAGGAGGAAAGAUGGUCAGUGUCUCAGUCAGCACCUACGGGUCAUCAUCUCAAAGCAGUUCCCGUUCUCGGACGCCCACCAGUCCUCUGGAGGAACUAACCAGCCUCUUCACCUCAGGACGAAGUCUCUUGAGGAAGUCCUCCAGUGGCAGAAGAUCUAAGGAACCUGCAGAAAAACCACUAGAUGAGCUGAAGAUCAGAAGUCACAGCACUGAACCACUACCAAAGCUGGAAAGCAAAGAGAGAGGCCAUCACGGGAGCAGGGAGCCAGGGAAAGCUCAGGAAUGGGAUGGAACGCCAGGCCCCCCUGUGGUGUCCAGCAGGCUGGGGAGAUCCUCUGUCAGCCCAACCAUGCUGGCUGGAAGCAACAGCUCAGAGUCUAAAGCAAGCUGCCGGUUAGGCCGGUCCGCGUCCACGUCAGGAGUGCCUCCUCCGUCUGUGGGGCCGCUCAGGCAGCCCGGUGACCUCCAGCCGAGCCAGGUGACAUGUAUGCAGUGGUUGCAAGGGGACCAUACGAUGCUGGACAUGAUUGAAAAAAAGCGCUGCCUCUGCAAAGAAAUCAAAGCUCGCCAGAAAUCAGAGAAAGGACUCUGCAAACAGGACAGCAUGCCUAUUUUGCCAAGUUGGAAAAAGAAUGCCGGGACCAAGAAAUACAGCCCUCCUCCUUAUUCCAAACAACAAACUGUUUUCUGGGACACUGCAAUUUGACAGGCCUGUGGAGGAUGCCCUCUGCACUGUGUUGCACCGAGCACAAGUAGCCUGCUUUCUUAAUAAGGCAAAGGCUCUAACCUAAGACUUGCCUACAGGUGGUGAACUUCCAAGGAAAAAACACACUGAUACAGUGCUCACCUGUCAAUCAAGAGAGAGAUUUAAGUUUCCAACUGGAUUAAGGCAUACAUAUUUAUCCAGGAUUUUUUUGGAUCCAGAAGAUAUCAAAAUGUAAAUAUUUCGCCAAUAUAUUGAAAACGCCCAAACUAAUACACUGUUUAAAUAUAUAAAUAUAUAUAUAUAAAUUCAAAAAUUUAUGGAGAAUUUUACUAUAUAAUGUUACUGUUAUACUGUUUUAUUACCUAUUUUCUAUGUUCUAUUCUACUGUUCACCCCUGCCCCUGCUGCCACCAUUUUAUUUCUCUGACCUGCCUAGAUGUGGCCUCUGUACAAAAGCAUGUGGUUGUACGUGUUGUUGAAGAGGACAAUGUACAAAACAACUCGGUGCUAGGGCUGUAGAAGAUAAUUAGAGUCRUACUUGUUAGAUGUCCUUAGCGUUGGGGGGGAGGGAUGGACAAAGGAGAGAGUUCUGCUGGGAAACAGCAAACCUGCAAGCGCUGAAAAUACGAGUGCUCGAUGUGGGUGCCCAAGUUGCAUUUAAAAUAUUGUUCUGCAUCUGUUCUCCCGUAACAUUAAUCAGAUAAACUGCCCUUGGUUUUAUAUGAACCAGUUACUAAAAUGAUUUGGCCAAGGAACUAAAUUUUCUGCAGCAAAGCCUGCGACRGAAUCUCUUCCUUCGUGACGUUGCGUUGAUUAGCAGAGACCAUGGUUCACUGUGAUAAGCAUUGUACAGCCCCUGGCGGAGAGAGCCGGUCGCUCGGGGAGGAGGCCACUGCAGCCACCAUCCCUGUCCACAUUUACCGACGGUCCAGAAAAUAAAGGCGACAAAAUCUGUUUACAUGUUUAUUAUUUUUAAAUCCAGCAACACAUCCUUACUUACGCUGUGUCAGAUCUCCUCGUGUUGUUUCUGUGGGCUGGAAUUCAGACCCUUUGAAAGGCAGUUGGGAAAUCCCUCUCGAUUUCAUGCGGUUUUGAAGCAGAAGCCCACGUAACGUGUGCUCCCGGCAAUGCCGUUUCUUCUUCCUGGCUGCUUCUGGAAUUGGCUGGCAAUCCUGUAUURUAUUACACCCAUUUUAACAGAAUAUUAUGUCAUGACCAAAGAAUUAUGACCUCCUGGUUUUAACRGGAGAAAGAGAUGGCUUAUGCCGAUUAUGAGGGUGAAAUCUGUGCGGUGAAGUAUCUUCCAAAAGGAUCUGUUGAGAAUGAGGGAAACUUGUACUGCAGUGGAGUAGGGGGGAAAAAAAAGAUCUAUGGCAUAUAUUUUGUAUAUUAAAAUUUCUAUCUGUGUUUGAAGUUUGGUAGUACAAAAUUCCCUCUUUAAAGCAAUCAUUUUGAUGUUAUAUUUGCCAAGAAGAAAAGGUGUGUUGUUUGAAACUUCAUGUUGUAUUGGCUUUUCUUUGAAAUUAUAUUGACAGCAUUGCCACAGCUGUAAUUGCUGAUCAAAAAAGACCAAAAAUAACAAAUUUUAGAAGGUUUUUGUAAUCUAUAUUGCUAAAGUUUGAGUUUCAGUAAUGCUUUAUCAGUAGUAGUUUCUUUUCAGCCUCUGAAAUAAAGUUUUUAAAUAUUUUAUAACUAAUUAACUAAUGUAUAUUUUGAUGUCCAAACUGAGAUUUCUGUAAAAGAUGAAGUGUGUGUUUAUAUGUGUGUAUGUAGAUUAGCAUUAUUGCAUAUGUAUAUAUGCAUAUGUGUACACACAUAUACAUGUAUAUAUGCAUGUAUCUAUAUAUACCCAUAGAUGUGUGCAUACGUAUAUAUCUGCAUACGUUAAAUAUUGGUGUGUCAUGAGUAUACAGUGGCUGGAAUAGGUACAGAAUCGAAAUGCAGGUUUGAAGACCCCCUCACAGCCAAAAUGACAGAAGACAUGGAAAAACCCAGAGGCUGUGUGGGAAUCUUUGAAUACAUGUUACAUCCAAAAGACACCAACUGUAUAUUCUGCUUAUUCUCUUUUUUUUAAAGAAAGAAAAUGGCAGAAGAAAAACUCCAGAGAUCUCGCAAAGUUCCAGAAUUUGCUGGAAAGAAGACAACUUGUUGGUCAUGAGAAAUCUGUUGAGAUAACAGGUUCAUUAUUCAGCAAGUGUUCAUGCUUUGUCUUCCUUGUAAUGUGGCAAGAGAAGAAUUUUCCAUAUCCAUGUGUGAAAUACUUAGCUCAGCCCUUUCCCCCAACUGCACCAAGUCCCUGGUGACAAAACGCAAGGCGGCGUUCAGUCAGUUGUGACACUCGCUGCCCUCCCUGGUUCCCUCCCGGAGCAGUUCUGUCAAAGCCGCGCUGGCAGUGCAGACCCUGGGCACACCCCUGGGGSAAGGCAGGUGUCAGUGUGAACAGUUCCGUGUUUGGUGGUGUUUGUUCAUAUCGUGUCCUUUCCAUAUCCAGGUGUAAUAGGAAAAAUGAUCAGGGAAUUGAAGCAUUCUUGUCCUAAGCAGACUUGCUUGUACACUUAGCCCACCGCAAACUCCUUGUUUUGCUUUUAUUGAUCAACACUGUUUAUGUUGUCCUUCCUAAAUAACUGCCCACGUGCUUCCAGAGCUCCAUUGUAUCCCAUGGAAACAAUGGCUUUUUGUUUUAAAGUGCGACAACAUGAAAAUUAAAAUAUAACUUAGCACUUACCUUCAAAGCACUUUAGAAAGGUGAAGUAAACCUCAUGCUUGCGAGAGCUGUUUUACUGAGGAGGGACGUGAGGCUCAGGUGGAGGAGUUCCCAAAGGUCAGGGACAGAGCCAGAACAGGACACAGCCACUGCCCUGUCCCGUGACUGCUGGCCCACCCCAUGGCUCGAGUAAAAGGCACAUCGUCCUGCGAGAGCUGCCAUCACAAUGCUGUCAAACAUUCCUGCAUCUCCUCUUGUCUCAGCAGCUUCGUGUCACAGGGUGAAUGGCAGUGCUUAGUUACACACGCUCAUUAAAGCUGUAGUCUGUAUAAAUAUGCAAUCUGUAUAUACAUACAGAUCACAUAUAUACACACACUUAUGGAGACUGUAUAUAUGAAAUUGUUUGGUAUGCACUUAUUUUGCUUUAAACUCCUGAAGUUAAACAUUAUAGUGUAGCAAUUUGUGUAAGGUGCACUGUGAUUUCAAGAAAGCACAGUAAAGUCACAGGUCUUGUUAUUCUUGCACUAAAAAUGUGUUUACGUAUAUUAGCCAAUGUAUGUCUACUUUAUCGCUCCUUUUGACAGAUUAAAGCAAAUGGUAUAAAAUAGUAUGGGGUUUUUUGGUUUGGGUUGUUUAUUUUUAAGUGGACAAUGGCACUAUGUUUUUAAAUGACAGGGUUUUUAAAUAAAAUGAAAUCAUUCUGUGUUCAUUCCGAUGUAAUACAUUUACCAAUAUCUUGAAACUGAAUGUCAUGUUGCUUUUUUUUAUAUUUCAUUAGAAAUUGUCAGGUAUGUGCCUGARAUUGUGUAGGACUAAGGAGUAGCUAGAGGCUAACUGUAAUCAUAUAUUAUUAGCCGUUUCUAUAUACACAGUAUAAAUACAUAUUAAUUUUCUUUUCAUUUUUGUACUUGAUUUUUUUAGGUAAGAUGUAAUUAAAUGUACUUUGAUACUUCUGAGGUAAUAAGAUGUUGUUUGAAGAUCAAUUCUGCUUUCUUUAGUGCAUUGACAAUAUUUUACAAUAAUUUAGUGCUUAUUUAUUUGUGCUCCAGUGUAAUUAUAAUAAAAAGCAAUAGU
Malurus melanocephalus (red-backed fairy wren) is the source of this 5816-nucleotide messenger RNA. RefSeq names its product neuronal tyrosine-phosphorylated phosphoinositide-3-kinase adaptor 2 (gene NYAP2). The record is from RefSeq and is a predicted model, not a curated record. Gene Ontology annotation, biological process: neuron projection morphogenesis; phosphatidylinositol 3-kinase/protein kinase B signal transduction. The transcript is spliced from 6 exons. The coding region runs from base 168 to 2039 and encodes 623 amino acids. Lineage: Eukaryota; Metazoa; Chordata; Aves; Passeriformes; Maluridae.